Hyaloperonospora brassicae is the source of this 1101-nucleotide messenger RNA. Lineage: Eukaryota; Oomycota; Peronosporomycetes; Peronosporales; Peronosporaceae. The record is from the annotation of a GenBank genome assembly.
AUGGCACCUCCGCCUGCGCCCAGCGAGUCCGACUACGCGUCGAUGGACGACUACGUUGCCGCCCUCAACGCGCAGCUAGUGGACAAGUCAGCACAAGAGGUCGUCCAGUGGACGUUUGCCACGUUCGGUGCGCGCACGGUCCUGACUUCGAGCUUCGGCAUUCAGUCGGCCGUCAUGCUGCACCUCGUUCGCAGCGUCAGCAAGAGCAUUCCUGUCGCCUGGGUGGACACGGGCUAUUUACCGAGAGAAACGUACCAGUACGCUGCCCAACUGACCAAACUACUGGAUCUGGACGUGCGUGUGUACCAGUCGUCGAUCUCACCCGCGCGCAUGGAAGCGAUCUACGGCAGAUUGUACGAGCUCGAGACGCCCGAGGCACAUCGUCACUAUGGCUAUAUGCGCAAGGUCGAGCCCAUGCAGCGCGCCCUACAAGAACUUGACGCUGCUGUGCUGCUCGUAGGCAUCCGCGCCGACCAGACACAGCACCGCCAGCACAUGAAACGCGUGAAUGUGCACGAAGGCCGUCUCAAGAUUUGCCCGAUCCUUUAUUGGGACAAGAAGGAUGUCGAGCAGUACAUGGCAAUCAAUCAGUUGGAGCCCCAUCCGCUGAAGGCACAGGGGUACGAGAGUGUAGGUGAUGCUCAUUCCAGUCGCCCCGUAACGGCAGCGGACAAGGGCAACGACCGAGCAGGCAGAUUCAAUGGCAAGCGACAGGAGUGCGGUCUGCACUUGGACAUGCACGACACGAAGCUGGAGGACUUAGAGCUCGACGACUUGUUUCUCCUCUCAACGCGCGACAACGAGAUUCGAGCACUUACAAGACGCACCAAAGGGAUAACUGUGUUCACGACGCCCACGUGCAAGUUCUGCCUGGCCGCCAAGAAAAUCAUGCGGGAGCGAGAGUGGAAAUUCGAUGAAGUGAGCAUUCCGAGCGAAGUCUCUGUCCAGUCCCUACAGCAAAUUGUUGGCAUUCCCGUCAAGACUGUGCCCCAGAUCUUUGUGGAUGGCAUCUACAUCGGUGGCUACACGGAGCUGGUGGCACACCUUGGUAUCCUAUCGCGCAGCGUCCAUAUGCAAGACGCAAAUGUCGCAACAGAAUGA